CCAAGUUGAAGAAUUCCCUCGAUGCUGACAACCGCGGGAAAGAGCAAGACGCGGCGCGUGCCCCUUCCUGGAAGUAUUCGGCUUCCCCGGGUAGCUGAAGCAUCCCCCGUCGGCGCAGUCGCUAUGUCUCAUUCUGCAAAGAAGCCUCGUACGCACCACAUGAUGGUGGCCCAAGCAAACAAGCAACUGAAAAUUCGCUACGAUGCGUACCUCGACCGACUGCUGAAUGCGACUUGUCCAGAGGAUGACGAGGAAGAUGACGUGAGUUCCCCCGUUGUGGUUUGUGAGUCGAUUUCGAAAGACGCUUUCCGAAAGUGGGAAGAAAAACACGGAGGCGACCUUGGACGUUGGGAGUACGUUCCGUUGGAUGCCAACUUUGGUCGCAUUGAAAUCGACAGUUUGACGUCUGCUGUACACGAAGAAGCAGCGGGGUAUCUGUACUGGACGAUUCUGCGUCAAUUGCAGCAUAUCGGAGGUGUUGAUAUCGGCGACACAUUGAAACAUCGGCCAUCCCAAACACAUGACGUGGGGGAUAGACUUCAACGCGCAGAUGAAACGAUGAGCGGUAGGCAGUCUGCCAACACGUUCCCGAAUGUCAUCAUUGAAAUUUCCUACUUGAACGGCUCGUGGAACACGCUCGUGGCAAAAUUGCAUCGCUGGAUCAGCCCCGAAACGACUGUUCAAGUUGCCAUUGGAGUCCAAGUGUGCAAGGUGCGCCGCCGUAUCAUUGUGAUGAUUCGAGGAGAUCCUCUGAUUGAGCAAGUGGUCGACUUUGACGUCAAGUCCCAUGCGAUCAUUCCACCAGCAACCUUUCCCUCGUUUCCCCUGCAUUUGAUUUAUCACAACGGCCCACUCCCAGCAGAACUGGCUGGACACGCCAAUGACGAAAUCGUGCUCGAUUUGGCUACACUGCGGGUGCGAAUUGCCGAAGCGCUGGCCGAAAUGCUGGCUGCUGCUGCUGCAGCUAAUGCUGCCGCCCAGUAACUAAUAGUAUUUUUAUCGGUUCUUUGUGUUCUAAACGAGUCGCUGCUUACAUGUAACGUAAUACCCUGGAAUGAAAUCGG
Molecule: messenger RNA, 1064 nt
Organism: Aphanomyces astaci
Lineage: Eukaryota; Oomycota; Saprolegniomycetes; Saprolegniales; Verrucalvaceae
Exons: 1
Coding region: 22-984 (320 amino acids)
Source: RefSeq, a predicted model, not a curated record